AUGGUUGCGCUGACGCUGGCGCCUGACACCGAUUUGAUAACGCGUGGCGCUGGCGUGCCAGUGGCUACGUACCAAUCGAUGGUUGAAUCUGAAGAUGAUCAGCAACCCGCAGAACGUAAAAAGCCGAAGCGCAAGGCUGCUGUACAAAGCGAUGACGAAGAUGAAGAAGAAGAAGAUGAUGAGGAACGCCUUCGAGAAGAAUUAAAAGAUCUAAUUGAUGAUGCUCCUAUUGAGGAGUCAGGGAGUGAUGGAGAGGACUCAGAUGCUAGUGUUGGACCAAAGAAAAGAAAGAAAAGUGAUGAUGAGUUGGAUGACAGAUUAGAAGAUGAAGAUUAUGAUCUCAUUGAGGAGAAUCUUGGAGUUAAAGUGGCUAGAAAUAAGUUCAAGCGUUUGAGACGCUUGGAAGAUGAUGACAGUGAUAAUGAGGGUGCUGAUGAUCCUGAUUUGGAGCGAGAGGUUAUUGCCGAAAAGCUUUUUGUUGGAGGUUCAGAUGAGGAGGAUGAGAACCGUUCAGAAUCCGCUGCACCCCGCGAAGUCGAGUAUGACGACGAGAAUGAGGAUAUGGAAUCUGACGCUGAUGAUUUCAUUGUCGAUGAUGACGGUCGUCCAAUAGCUGAACGUAAAAAGAAACGAAAGCCCAUAUUCACUGAUGCUUCACUACAAGAGGGUCAAGACAUUUUUGGCGUGGACUUUGAUUAUGACGAAUUUGAGAAAUACGGCGAGGAGGAUUAUGAAGACGAAGAAGAUGAAGAUCUUGAUGAGUACAUUGAAGAUGAAGAAGAGGAAGGAGAAAGAAGGAGAACCAAGAAAGGCAAAGCCAAGCGGCCAAGUAAAAAGUCUAUAUUUGAAAUUUAUGAACCCAGCGAAUUGAAGAGAAGCCAUUUCACUGAUUUGGAUAAUGAGAUACGUAAAACCGAUGUGCCUGAGAGAAUGCAGAUUCGUGAGGUGCCAAUAACACCUGUUGAGGAAGGUAGCACGGAAUUAGAGGAUGAGGCAGAAUGGAUAUAUAAGCAGGCAUUCCUAAAGCCGCCUGUCUCAAAGGCUGACACGCAAGAGGCGAGAGAAAGGUCUAGAAGAGGUUCAAGUACCGUUGUGAAAAUUCGCCAAGCUCUAGAUUUUAUGCGAAAUCAAACUUUGGAAGUUCCAUUUAUUGCUUUCUACCGAAAGGAAUAUGUCCAGCCCGAGCUUAGCAUUAAUGAUCUUUGGAAGGUCUAUAAAUAUGACGCCAAGUGGUGUCAGCUGAAACAGCGAAAAGAGAAUCUUCUUAAAUUGUUGGAAAAUAUGCGAGAAUUUCAAUUAGAUAAAGUAAUGGCAAAUCCUGAUGCGCCUAUACCGGAGAAUAUGCGCCUCGUCAGGGAUGAGGAUAUUGAGAGGUUGAAAAACGUACAAACUCCUGAGGAGCUCCGAGAUGUUCAUACUCACUUCCUGCUGUAUUACUCCAAUGAUUUGCCUGAGAUGCAGAAGGUGCAGCGGGCUAAAGAGAGGCAGAAGGAUUUAGAGGAGAGAAAGAGAGCGGCACGCGAGGAAGCUGAGAAGAAUGGUGAGGAGCCUGAAGAAGCGGCGGCCGCGGUGGAAGCGAGUUUGGCCGAGGAGGCCCCGCCCCCCGCCGACGUCAAGUACGCGGUGCGCUCUGGACCCUACGAGCUCUGCCGGAAAGCUGGCAUUGAGCCACUCGUGAAGAUGUUCGGUCUGACGCCGGAGCAGUUUGCCGAGAACGUUCGAGACAAUUACCAGCGGCACGAGGUCGAGCAGCCGGCCGUGCCGCCAUUGGAGGCGGCCGCGCCCUACAGCGGGGCGAGCGGCUCAGCGGCCGAGGUUGUCCGGCGCGCAGUGUACAUGUGCGGCGUGCAGUUGGCCCGCGAGCCGCUGCUACGCGGCGCGCUACGCGACGCGCUACGCGAGCGCGCUACGCUCUCGGUGCGGCCCACCGCGCGCGGCCUCAAGGAAAUCGACGAGAGCCAUGCCUGCUUCAGCAUGAAGUAUUUGAAAAAGAAACCAGUACGCGACCUCACGGGCGACCAGUUUCUUAAGCUGACAAUGGCCGCUGAGGACCGUCUGAUUGAGUUGAGCAUCAGUGAGCAGAUAGAGGGCAACACCAGCCCCAGCUAUCUGGAGGAGUUGAAACAGCUCUAUCAAAAGGACGAGUUCGCGGCGACGGUGCAGGCGUGGAACGAGCUGCGCGCGGAGGCGGUGGACCUGGCGCUCACCAAGAUCGUGAUGCCGGAGCUGCGCAGGGAGCUCCACGCGGUGCUGCUGCAGGAGGCCAAGGAGUUCGUGCUCAGGAGUUGUCGACGCCGUCUAUACGAUUGGUUAAAAGUGGCCCCUUACGAAUCCAGAGUUUCCGAUGACGACGACGAAGAAUGGGACACGUCAAACGGGCUGCGCGUGAUGUCGGUGGCGUACGUGCCGGAGCGGCAGCAGUGCGCGUUCGCGUGCGUGGUGGGCGGCGGCGGCGAGGUGGUGGACCACCUGCGGCUGCCGCACCUCAUGUGCCGCCGCAACGCAUGGGACGCGGCGGAGCGCCACAGCAAGGAGGCCGACAUGACGGCCAUCAGGCGGUUCAUACAGCGCAAGAAGCCCCACGUGGUGGUCAUCGGCGGCGAGUCCCGCGAGGCGCUGAACGUGAAGGCCGACAUAUCGGACUGCAUACAGAGGCUGGUGGAGGACGAACAGUUUCCCCGCAUCCCCAUCGAGAUCGCCGACAACCACAUAAGCAAGAUUUACAGCAACAGCAUACGGGGACGGAACGACUUUAGGGAAUAUCCCGAAAUGCUGCGUCAAGCCAUUUGCCAGGGGCGUCUCCUGCAAGAUCCGCUCAUGGAAAUCUCCCAGCUGUGCGGGCCAGACGAGGAAAUCCUCUGCCUCCGAUACCACCCGCUGCAAGACCAGAUCAGCAAGGAGGAGUUGCUCGACGGCAUCGAGCUCGAAUUCGUGAACCGCAUCAACGAAGUGGGCGUUGACGUGAACGAGGCGAUAUUGACGGGCCGCGGGACGGAGUUGCUUCAGUUCGUGUGCGGCUUAGGUCCUAGGAAGGCGCAAGCGCUGAUAAAGCUCUUCAGGCAAACCAACCAGAAGUUGGAGAACCGCACUCAGCUAGUGACGGUGUGCCACAUGGGGCCGAAGGUCUUCAUCAACUGUUCCGGCUUCAUCAAGAUCGACACGAGCAGCCUCGGCGACAGUACGGAGGCAUACAUCGAGGUCCUCGAUGGGUCUAGAGUGCAUCCCGAGACGUACGAGUGGGCCCGAAAGAUGGCGGUGGACGCUUUGGAAUACGAGGACGAGGAUAUGAAUCCGGCGGGCGCUUUGGAAGAGAUUCUAGAGGCGCCAGAAAGGCUCAAGGAUUUGGAUCUCGACGCGUUCGCCGAGGAGCUAGAGCGGCAGGGGUUCGGAAACAAGAGCAUAACGUUGUACGACAUACGGGCGGAAUUGAACUCUAGGUACAAGGACUUCAGGGUUCCGUAUCGGUCGCCAACCGCCGAAGAGUUGUUCGACAUGUUGACCAAAGAGACCCCGGAGAGCUUUUUCGUGGGCAAGAUGGUGCUGGCGACGGUCGUAGGUAUAACCCACAGAAAGCCACAAAGAGAGAUGCUGGACCAGGCGAAUCCCGUCAGGAACGAUGAGACUGGGCUAUGGGAGUGUCCCUUCUGUCACAAGAACGACUUCCCGGAAUUGUCUGAGGUAUGGAAUCACUUCGACGCGGGUGCGUGUCCCGGACAAGCGACCGGUGUCCGGAUAAGACUAGAUAAUGGCGUAUCCGGUUAUAUUCACAUAAAAAACCUAUCGGACCGGCAUGUCACCGAUCCGACUGAACGAGUGCGGAUAGGUCAGACUGUACACUGCCGUGUGUUAAAGAUAGACGUUGAGAGGUUUUCCGUCGACUGCACAUCGAAAUCGUCGGACUUAUUGGAUAAAAAUAAUGAAUGGAGACCGCCGAAAGACCCUUACUAUGACCAAGAAACUGAGGAUAAAGAUGUGCGCAAGGACAAAGAAGCCAAGCAAACCAAGGAGCGUAUGCAGUACGUUAAACGUGUUAUUGUCCAUCCGGCAUUCCAAAAUAUCUCGUUCGCCGAAGCUGAAAAGCUUAUGGAGAAUAUGGCUCAAGGAGAAGUUAUUGUACGGCCUAGCAGUAAGGGUUCAGACCAUUUAACAGUCACGUGGAAAGUAGCCGAAGGCAUUUGUCAGCAUAUCGAUGUGAGGGAGGAGGGUAAAGAAAAUGCUUUCUCACUGGGUCGAAGUCUCUGGAUUCAGGGCUCGGAGUUCGAGGACUUGGACGAAAUUAUCGCGCGUCACGUGACCCCUAUGGCGGGGCACGCCCGCGACCUGAUCUCCUACAAGUACUACAAGCCGCUCGGCGGCAUGAGGGACAAGGCCGAGGAGUGGCUCAAGGAGGAGAAGUCGAAGAACCCGAACAAGAUACACUACGUGAUGUCCGCCGCGAAGAACCACCCGGGGCGCUUCCUGCUCUCUUACCUGCCGCGCACGCGCUGCACGCACGAGUACAUAUCGGUGACGCCCGACGGGUACAAGUUCCGGCAGCGGAUGUUCGACUCGCUGGGCGGGCUGCUCAAGUGGUUCAAGGAGCACUUCCGCGACCCGCCGCCGUCGGGCACGCCGGCGCAGCGCACGCCCGCGGCGCGCACCCCGCACGGCCUCGCCUCCGCCAUGUACCACACGCCGGCCGCGCACACGCCCGCCUUCCACACGCCCGCGCACACGCCCGGCCCGGCGGGCUACAUCAACACGCCGUACACGCCCUCCGCCCAGACGCCGUACAUGACGCCGUUCGCGGCCACGCCCCGCCAGCCGGACUUCCUCGCGCCGGCCGUGCCGCGCCACAAGCCCGUGCAGGUGCCGCUCUACGCGGAGCCCUCCGACUGGCAGAAGGCGGCCGAGGACUGGGUGCGCCACAGGUCCGGCCGCGAGACGCCCGCCACGCCGCGCAGCAGCGAGGGCAUGUCCACGCCGCGACACGACGCGCGCACGCCGCGUCACGACUCGCGCACGCCGCGCCACGACUCGCGCACGCCGCGACACGAGUCCCGCACCCCGCGACACGAGUCACGCUCCCACGGCCACGGCCACGGCCACGGCCAUGGCCACGGCCAUGGCCACGACCGCAGCCACAGCCACAGCCACAGCCACAGCCACAGCUCGGGGCGCUCGUCGCGAUCGCAUUCCGUCCGCUCCACGCCGCACACCAACACAUCGCCGCGCUCGAUGUCCCUCGGCGACGCGACGCCGCUCUACGACGAGAAC
Iphiclides podalirius (scarce swallowtail) is the source of this 5256-nucleotide messenger RNA. Lineage: Eukaryota; Metazoa; Arthropoda; Insecta; Lepidoptera; Papilionidae. The record is from the annotation of a GenBank genome assembly.